AUGUCACAAAGCUUUCAGCAACAGAUUUAUUCACCAACGAACAGCAUAGAUGAACAUAGUACAGCCUCUUAUCUCUCUCAUACUUCUCCAGCUGUCUAUAGGCAACAAAAGCUUCAGGUUUUGAGCGUAGGCCCUACCCAUGGUCAAGAAGGUCAAACUUUCCAGCUUUCGUUUGACAAUCGAGAUGCAAAGUUGGAUUUGAAUUCAGUGGGGAUCGCCUUCCAUAACUGUUCCACAACCUGUCAAAUUUCAAUUGACAAUGUUACUCAAAUAGUGACAGUGUCGACGACAAUACCUUCAUCACAGUGGAUUGCGGUCGAGGAUUUGAGUCGAGUACCUGUUUAUUUGGAAGCAGAACUUUCCAAUGAUGAACAGCAACAGCAACAACAACAACAACCACAACAACAGCAGCAGCAGCAGCAGCAAAACAGAGUUCGGUGGCUCGUCAGUUCUUUUUCGUUUUAUCCCGCGGCGACCACUGCUCCUACCAUGAUGGGGGACACCAGUACCUCUAGGAAACGAAAGUCGGAUGAAUUGGACGAUACAGUGGAUAACGACUCUUGUAAUAGGAACAUAUCCGAUGACAGCCAUCAGAUGAGGUUUAGACAAGAUUCACAUUCGCAAACUGCGUACAUUACUCAACCUUACACAGCGAAUACAGCCGCUCAGCUUCAAGUACCUCUCCAGCAACAUGCUCCCUAUAUCGGUCUACUGCCAACCGAGCCUUCACCAAGGACGCGUGACUAUUUUGACGAGCCUGGUUUGUAUCAUUAUGCAACGACAGAACAUGGUCUACCGAACAACAGGGAUUUUACAGCCACGUAUUCUGAUCAGGACUAUUUGAAUCAAUCUCAUAUCCUACAACAGCAACCGGGCGGCGUGCCACCUCCACCGCCGCCGUCACACCCUUCUCCCUAUUUGAUGCAGAUGAUGGACACAGCCCUUCCCCGCUCUCCUCAAUCCUUUUCGCCCUCUUUGAGUUCCCCUCAUAUGGCUCAAGCUUCUUUUCAAAUGCGAUCUUCAGGUUAUCCGUCCCAACCCCUCUCCGCAACGCAACGACAGCAACAACAACAACAGCAACAGCAACAGCAAUAUCAUUCACAGCAGACAUCGCCCUACGCCUUAAUGCCCUCCACGUCGUACCCUAUCGCAUCACCUUCUACCCCGCUUCUGGCGCAUUCAACAGGACAGCCGCCACAGCCCUCAUUGCAACAGCUUCCUCCGCCAUUGUCCUUGCCACCCUCCUCCACUCAACCCUCCUCUACUGCACAAACAUUCUCAACUCAUCCACCCUCCUCUCUAUCGACGACAACAACAACAACAACUCCAGCUACCACGACAAAGCAGCGUACACGAGCCCUUCCUGAAGAUUAUACACGUACCUUUAACAAAGGCGCCCAUCUCACCCUUCACGGUGACCUGGCAGCGAUGACGCGUGAUUGGACUCCUAUGGAGCAAGAGACACGGCGUCGUCUUGUACAGUUUCAAAAGACGCGACACGACAACACGAUCGACUGUUGGUUUCGUCCGUACUCCAUCUCUUCUCCUCCUCCGCUUCCUUCACUCCAGCCCUCUUCUGUAGGAACAGAAGCUGGUGCUACUCCUACCCCACCGAUAGCAACAGCAGCAGAAGGAUCCAGUGCGUCCUCCUCCUCUCACCCAAGAUACAAACCGGAUGCGAAUGAUAUCGUGAUCUCUUGUAUUUACUGGAAGGAAAAGAACGAUUAUUUUGUCACUUCCGUCGACUGUGUCCAUUUAAUAGAAUCACUCAUCGAUUGUCGGUUUACAGUAGAGGAAAAGAAUCGUAUCAGGAGGAAUCUAGAAAACUACAAGCCGUUAACCGUGGCGAAGCUCAAUCCUGAGACGAGUGAGUUUUUCAAAUUGAUCAUGGGAUACUCUCACCCGAAACCAAGGAAUAUCGAAAAGGAUGUCAAAGUCUUCAAUUGGGUUUCCUUGGGAACCGCCAUGGAAAAAGUGCUAAAGAAAUUCAGUGCGAGUUUCAGUAGUAUACAGAGUGUCAAUUAUGAAGCCUUUGUCCAAUCUGCAGGGGCCAAUCCAACACAGCCAUCGCCACCGUCACCGCCACCGCCACAGUAA
Mycotypha africana is the source of this 2097-nucleotide messenger RNA. RefSeq lists its product as uncharacterized. The record is from RefSeq and is a predicted model, not a curated record. The transcript is spliced from 4 exons. Gene Ontology annotation, cellular component: nucleus. NCBI's taxonomy places the organism in Eukaryota, Fungi, Mucoromycota, Mucoromycetes, Mucorales, Mycotyphaceae. The coding region runs from base 1 to 2097 and encodes 698 amino acids.